CAGCAUAUGAAAAAAUUAAAGUUGCAAAGGCAAAAAUUAUUGAAUUUGAAUCCUUGUUUAAUUUAGCUAUGGAUGUAAGUAUUCGACAUGAUCUUUUUGUUCAAAUACAAGAAAACAAAGAUGUUAUUAAUGAAUGCUCAAAAAAAAUUGAUAUACUUAAACGAUGUGCAAAUAAUCAAGCCCAGAUGGAUUGUCCUAGAAGACUAUCAAUGCUUGCACAAAAUUCAGACCUUCUUAAAAAUAUUCACAAUUGUGUUGAAUUUG
Scutellospora calospora is the source of this 264-nucleotide messenger RNA. NCBI's taxonomy places the organism in Eukaryota, Fungi, Glomeromycota, Glomeromycetes, Diversisporales, Gigasporaceae. The record is from the annotation of a GenBank genome assembly.